This is a messenger RNA of Auanema sp. JU1783, 396 nucleotides long. The record is from the annotation of a GenBank genome assembly. NCBI's taxonomy places the organism in Eukaryota, Metazoa, Nematoda, Chromadorea, Rhabditida, Rhabditidae.
AUGCGCUGCAUAAUAGAAGAGUACAUAAACUUACGUUCUAUUGAUAUGUUAUGCUUUCAGGAUAAAAACGUAAUGGUUUCCAAUCUUGCUCCCGGUCUAGAAAAGCCCGAUCUUGACACUCAUGAUCCCGCUGUCUCUUUAAUAAAAGAUCAGACGUUUGCGAAAUAUGCGACUGAGUAUUAUUUCCUUCUAUCAGUUCGACUACAAUUGAGUGAAAAUCCCUGUAACAUGCCAAUUGUUGAACAUCUCAAUUUACGAAUGAGAAUGAUUUCCGAAGCUCGAAAGUAUCCGGGAGCAUUUCAUUGGCUCAGACUCAAACGCCGUCCAAAAGCCUUCAUAUCUGAAGUCCGCAAAAAAAAUCCCGAAUUAGCUGUCUGGCUUGAGGGUGAAAAGUAA